Lathyrus oleraceus (garden pea) is the source of this 1086-nucleotide messenger RNA. RefSeq names its product zinc finger BED domain-containing protein RICESLEEPER 1-like. Gene Ontology annotation, molecular function: DNA binding. NCBI's taxonomy places the organism in Eukaryota, Viridiplantae, Streptophyta, Magnoliopsida, Fabales, Fabaceae. Bases 1 to 1086 code for a protein of 361 amino acids. The record is from RefSeq and is a predicted model, not a curated record. The transcript has a single exon.
AUGGAAAUAUCAAAUGAUUCAGGCACUAAGAAACCAAAAAGGUUGACAUCUGUUGUCUGGAAUCACUUUGAAAGGAUUAGAAAGGCUGAUAUAUGCUAUGCUGUUUGCCUACAUUGUAACAAGAGGCUUAGUGGAUCAAGCAACAGUGGAACUACUCAUUUAAAAAAUCACUUGAUGCGGUGUCUGAAAAGAUCAAACUUUGACGUUUCUCAACUACUUACAGUAAAGAGAAGGAAAAAAGAUAAUACUGUCAGCCUAGCAAACAUUAGUUUUGAUGAAGGUCAGAGGAAAGAAGAAUAUAUAAAGCCAGCAUUUGUCAAGUUUGAACCGGAACAUAAGAAAGAUGAAAUCAUUAACUUUGUAAGUAGUAAAUUUGACCAGGAUAGGAGUCAACAUGAUCUUGCUCGUAUGAUCAUAUUACAUGGAUACCCAUUGACUUUGGUUGAACAAGUAGGGUUCAAAGUCUUUGUGAAGAACCUCCAGCCUCUCUUCGAGUUCUUGCCAAAUAGCAACGUAGAGAUUUCUUGUAUAGAAAUCUACAGGAGGGAGAAAGAGAAAGUGAAUGAGAUGAUAAACAAAUUAUGUGGCAGGAUCAAUCUCUCCAUCGAAAUGUGGUCUUCGGCAGAAAAUACAUCAUUUUUGUGUCUAUCUGCGCAUUAUAUUGAUGAGAAAUGGACAUUGCAGAAGAAAAUUUUGAACUUUCUUACACUUGACUCUUCUUACACUGAAGACUUGCUUCCAGAAGUGAUUAUCAAAUGCCUUGAUGAAUGGGAUAUUGACUGCAAGCUAUUUGCGUUGACUCUUGAUGAUUGUUCUGUUGACGAUGACAUCACUCUCCGAAUCAAAGAGCGUGUUUCCGAGAAAAGGCCUUUCUUAAGUACUCGACAAAUACUCGAUGUGCGCUUUGCAGCACAUCUCAUAAUUUCCAUCGUUCAAGAUGCCAUGGAUGCAUUGCAUGAGUUGAUCCAUCUGCAGCAGCACCUGCUUAAUCACUUGCCAUUGGAACUCCUGGAAUAUCACCCUCUCCUAUGGAAAAGCAAGCUGCAAAUACCAGAAAGACAUUCAUCAAAUUCCAAGACGAGUUAA